AUGGUCACCAAUUCUAACCCCAGCAAAUUAGUGGCCGACUACAUGCGGGUCCAGAUGGAGGAAAGAGGUGCUGAUCAGGGCCACAAUGAGCCAUUCGAUUUCGAUCCCAUCACGAUGAAGGGCUACAGAUACCUCUUCUGGCCUAGACCCAGACAUGAUCUGCUCCUUACAGGAGAAAAUGUCAAACUUGAGGAUGGGGCCAUAACCAUCAAGGAAAUAUGGGACAUGACAUUCGAUGACAGCUUGCUCAAAACAACUCAAGGUGCCUCCUCAAAACUUAAAAAUGUAUGCCUCUCGUUUGCUCUGUCUUAUUUGCUGCGAAGGCGCUUCUUCGGGAUGGAUUGUGCUGAAGCCGGAUUUCCAGAGACCCGCAAGUUUGUACUUAUGGGUUUGCUUGCCGAAGAAGAUCAAGCCAACCAUUACUCCAAAGGAUUUCAAAUUAUCGAGGUAGAACUGGGUUUCCUCUACGACUUCUUCUUCACAAAGUAUGCAACUCUCUCUGAGAGCGAGUUUUCCUUCCUGAUUAUGGCUCUUCUCAAAUUAAUCCUCACAUGUUCCUAUGGACUAGUAAUGCUCCGAUAUUUCCCCACUAUAAAGAUACUUGACCCUAUAAUCGAGGUUGGCACAAGAAGGGUUGAUGUUAUCAUCACAGUCCUGAUUAUGGCAGCCCUCCUUCUAUUUGAAGCACUUCAACUUAUACUAUAUUUGACAUCAGACUGGGCCACCGUUUCACUAGUUUGGAAAUAUACCAAAGGAGAUAAGUACAGUCGCAUCCUUUCCAUCUUCCAACUUAUACUAUAUUUGACAUCUGCCAAGAUCAACUGGUCUGGAUAUUGGCAAAAUAAGAUGGGCCAGUCAUCUCUGAUUGAAUGUUGCUUCCGUGCCCAACCGUUUUAUAUGAAAGCUUUGAAAUUUACCACAGUUGUUCUUCCAGAUUUCUACAUGACAAUGCCAUCUCUUCAAUCUUGGGUAUUUUCAAAGAAGAAAUUCCAAGAGGUUCCUGCUUUGGUCUGGAACGAGAUAGUUUCCUGCUUGCGGAAGCAGAGCAGCGGUGGUCCUCUAACUAAUGGAGAAGCAGCAUUGCAUCUCAAUGAUGAUGUCCAUGGAGAAUUCUCCCAGACUCUAAGGAAUAGCCAGACAGUGGUCAUGCUCCUUUGGCACAUCGCAACAGAGUACUGCAGCAUGGCAUCUUCCCAUGAUCAGGAGGCAGAUAUCGAGAGUGGUCCACUGCCAGACCUGAAAAUGCAGAUAGAGAACUACAAGCAAGUUGCCGUCACCUUAUCCCGAUAUUGUGCCUACUUGAUAUCCUUUGUUCCAGAACUGCUUCCUGGGAACUCUGCAGAUAUAUUUUAUGUCUUCAACGACAUGCUAUUGGAAGGGCGUCGUGUGCUGCCUCAAGGCAAGCCGAGCAGGGAUGAAUUGCUCAAGGUCAUCACCGACUCUGAGAGCAGCAGCAGCAGCGGUGGCAGCAACGGCAACGGCGACGACAACACCACCACCAACAACAACAACAAUGAAGAUAGCAUCUUCAUCAAGGGCUUGAAGCUAGGGAGGGAUCUGGAGAAGAAAGAUGUUCUCGGUCGCUGGAAGCUGAUGGCAGAAUUCUGGGCCGAGACCAUCGUCUACAUUGCGCCAUCGGACAAUGUUGCGGCGCACAUGGAACGCCUUGCGCAAGGAGGUGAAUUCCUUACUCAUAUCUGGGCUCUCCUCACACACGCGGGGAUCCUCAAACGUGACUAGUAGCAAACCCCAGAAGAUCUUGUGUACGUGCUCUGUGUGCUUAGUUUCUGCACUUGUAUGUUCUCCUUGUUGUCGUAUCACUGUGCCAACAAGUGUGUUCAUUUUGAUCCGGUUUUACCUGUCGUAUGUUUGUAUCAAUCAGUUGUGAUAUGUCUGUCCAUCUGUAAUGAAUGUGUGCUUAUCUGAAAGACUUUAUUGUUCAGUGAAGUUGGUUAUUAGAAAUUCAGCCUGUUU
Messenger RNA from Brachypodium distachyon (stiff brome), 1974 nucleotides. RefSeq lists its product as uncharacterized. The coding region runs from base 1 to 1740 and encodes 579 amino acids. The transcript has a single exon. Lineage: Eukaryota; Viridiplantae; Streptophyta; Magnoliopsida; Poales; Poaceae. The record is from RefSeq and is a predicted model, not a curated record.